This is a messenger RNA of Nestor notabilis (Kea), 3929 nucleotides long. It is a transcript of the gene PTPRJ, whose product is annotated as protein tyrosine phosphatase, receptor type, J. The annotation marks the transcript as partial. Gene Ontology annotation, molecular function: cadherin binding; protein tyrosine phosphatase activity. Gene Ontology annotation, biological process: protein dephosphorylation; angiogenesis. The transcript is spliced from 23 exons. The record is from RefSeq and is a predicted model, not a curated record. NCBI's taxonomy places the organism in Eukaryota, Metazoa, Chordata, Aves, Psittaciformes, Psittacidae.
GCACUAAGGAUUGCAACUCAACAAAUGAAACUACAGGAACAGGAACCAGUAGUAAUGAUAAUUUAUCAAUAAAUUCUACAAGUGGGAACAAAACCUAUGGAGGUGGAAGAUGGACCAGGAAUGUGUCACUGUCCAACAGGGCAUUAAGUGAUUCGAACAAUGUAACACAGCCCAGCCCAGUCGUUAUUCUGAAGGCAGAAUAUAUUGGUGCCACUUCUGUCAACUUAUCGUGGGUAGUGAACGACACUGCUUCUGACUCCUACACGUACAGGAUAGAGGUUGUAAGUGACGCCUCUGCUAGGAACCUGACGUCCACUGUCACCGAAGUUGAAAUCACAGAGUUAGUCCCUGGGACGAUGUAUGAUUUCACAGUGUUUGCAAUAGUGAAUGGCAGUCAGGCAGCAGAAGGAGUGUCCAUAAGCCUGUAUACAAAGCCCAGCCCAGUUCUUGAUCUCAAGGCGGACUAUGUUGGUGUGACUUCAGUCAACUUAUCAUGGGCAGUGAACGACACUGCUUCUGACUCCUACACGUACAGGAUAGAGGUUGUAAGUGACGCCUCUGCUAGGAACCUGACGUCCACUGUCACCGAAGUUGAAAUCACAGAGUUAGUCCCUGGGACGAUGUAUGAUUUCACAGUGUUUGCAAUAGUGAAUGGCACAGAUGUUCUUGCAGGUUGACAGAUGUUGUCUUGCCUUUCAGAGCCCAGCCCAGUUCUUGAUCUCAAGGCGGACUAUGUUGGUGUGACUUCAGUCAACUUAUCAUGGGCAGUGAACGACACUGCUUCUGACUCCUACACGUACAGGAUAGAGGUUGUAAGUGACGCCUCUGCUAGGAACCUGACGUCCACUGUCACCGAAGCUGAAAUCACAGAGUUAGUCCCUGGGACGAUGUAUGAUUUCACAGUGUUUGCAAUAGUGAAUGGCAGUCAGGCAGCAGAAGGAGUGUCCAUAAGCCUGUAUACAAAGCCCAGCCCAGUUCUUGAUCUCAAGGCGGACUAUGUUGGUGUGACUUCAGUCAACUUAUCAUGGGCAGUGAACGACACUGCUUCUGACUCCUACACGUACAGGAUAGAGGUUGUAAGUGACGCCUCUGCUAGGAACCUGACGUCCAGCGUCACUGAAGCUGAAAUCACAGAGUUAGUCCCUGGGACGAUGUAUGAUUUCACAGUGUUUGCAAUAGUGAAUGGCAGUCAGACAGCAGAAGGAGUGUCCAUAAGCCUGUAUACAAAGCCCAGCCCAGUUCUUGAUCUCAGGGCGGACUAUGUUGGUGUGACUUCAGUCAACUUAUCAUGGACAGUGAACGACACUGCUUCUGACUCCUACACGUACAGGAUAGAGGUUGUAAGUGACGCCUCUGCUAGGAACCUGACGUCCACUGUCACCAAAGUUGAAAUCACAGAGUUAGUCCCUGGGACGAUGUAUGAUUUCACAGUGUUUGCAAUAGUGAAUGGCAGUCAGACAGCUGAAGGAGUGUCCAUAAGCCUGUAUACAAAGCCCAGCCCAGUUCUUGAUCUCAAGGCGGACUAUGUUGGUGUGACUUCAGUCAACUUAUCAUGGGCAGUGAACGACACUGCUUCUGACUCCUACACGUACAGGAUAGAGGUUGUAAGUGACGCCUCUGCUAGGAACCUGACGUCCACUGUCACCGAAGCUGAAAUCACAGAGUUAGUCCCUGGGACGAUGUAUGAUUUCACAGUGUUUGCAAUAGUGAAUGGCAGUCAGGCAGCAGAAGGAGUGUCCAUAAGCCUGUAUACAAUAAACCUGUCUGCAGAGGAGUUAGAGAGCACAGAAGAGGUCAGCGUACUUAGUGUGCUAAAUACUUCUCUUCCUUAUAGGUGUUUUGGGUUUUGUUUUCUUUUUUCAACAGUUCCUGCCUUAGUAAAUUCAUUUCAGUGUGAACCAGUGCUCAAGGAGUCUUCUCUAAUGCUGAAGUGGGAAUGUCCUCCUGGUAACAAUUCUGGCUUCAAAAUUAAAAUAUUUAACGAUACAUGGGAAAAAGAAGAAUGGGCUCCAUCCUGCAUGGGAGAAGGCUCAGCAGAAACCUUCACAACAACAUCUUUAGAUUAUUUCAGCACCUAUACUGUUACUAUUGCAACUCUUUCAAGUGCUUCUGAAAGUGAUCCAGUGCAGAAAAUGUGUAAUACAAGCAUUACUGAUCCACCUGCUCCAAGCAGAGGUCCUUUAGUCAAGGCAGUCAGUCACAACUCGUUGGCUGUAGAAUUCUCUGCCUUUGAGUCAGUGAAUGGGCCAUUAAAAGCCUAUGCAGUAAUGAUCACAACAGAAGAACAAGGUUGUGGGUCUUUGAAGUCCAAAUUGAACAAUACAUACGAAGAUUUCAAGAAGAAGAUCACAGUCACCUACGUAACAUAUGUUGUAGCUACAGAGCAGCCAAAAUCACCUUUUCGUUCUCAGAAUGAAACAUUAAAUGUUAACGUGGGCAAUGGAGACAAACUGCAGGGCUACAAAAAUGGACCACUGAUUCCACUUCGUUCAUACAGGGCAAGUGUUGCAGGUUUCACUAACAUAACCUUUAAUAUGGACGGCAUCAUUGUGGCAGAAGAUAGUUAUGUAUCAUUUUCACCCUGUUCUGAGGCAGUUUUGCUACCGCAGGAUCCAGGUGUUAUUGCUGGAGCCAUUAUUGGAUGCCUUGUAGCUAUAUUGGCUGUAGUCACUAUAGGGGGUUUCAUAUUCUGGAGAAGGAGAAGGAAAGAUAAAAGAAAUACCGAGGUGUCCUUUUCUCCAAUUAAAGUCAAGAAAUCAAAGAUGAUUAAAGUGGAGAACUUUGAGUCCUACUUUAAGAAGCAGCAAGCUGACUCCAAUUGUGGUUUUGCUGAAGAAUAUGAGGAACUCAAGUCUGUUGGUGUUCAUCAGCCCAAAUUUGCCGCUGAACUUCCUGAGAACAGGGGAAAAAAUAGAUACAACAACGUCUUACCGUAUGAUAUUUCUCGUGUUAAACUUUCAGAUCAGAGCUCUGCAUCUGAUGAUUAUAUUAAUGCAAACUAUAUGCCUGGGUAUAACUCAAAGAAGGCAUUUAUUGCUGCACAGGGUCCUCUACCCAAUACUAUAGAAGACUUCUGGUCCAUGAUUUGGGAAAAGAAUAUCUACUCUAUUGUUAUGUUGACAAAAUGUGUUGAACAAGCCCGGACAAAAUGUGAGCAAUACUGGCCAGACAAACAGCCCAAGAGCUAUGGUGACAUCACUGUGACAAUGGUCUCGGAGGUCGUCCUUCCAGAAUGGACAAUAAGGGACUUCACUGUAGAAAAGUCCAACACAGCAGAGGGCCAUACGGUGCGCCAGUUCCACUUCACCUCCUGGCCAGAUCACGGAGUGCCAGAGACAACAGAGCUUCUCAUCAACUUUAGACACCUUGUUCAUGAGUACAGCAGUCAAAAUCCAAUUGAAUCUCCUACUCUGGUGCACUGCAGCGCUGGUGUUGGGAGGACAGGGACAUUCAUUGCCAUUGACCGCCUGAUUCAGCAGAUUGAAAUGGAAAAUAUGGUGGAUGUGUAUGGAGUGGUGUAUGAUCUUCGCAUGCACCGGCCUUUAAUGGUGCAAACUGAGGACCAGUAUGUCUUCCUAAACCAGUGUGUUAUGGAUAUUAUUAGAUCUCUGAAAGACAGGAAAACCGAUCUUAUUUACCAAAACAUGACAGCAAUGGCAAUCUAUGAAAAUGUCACACCUGGGGCAGGCUUCGGGAAGGCCAAUGGCUACCACACAUAGCCUGGGAGGAAUGCGGUGUCUCCAGGAGGUGUUACCUGCGCAGAGGAAAGAGAGAUGUUCUACUCAUGUUCUCUGGGAUUGUGUGCAGUGUCUUGUGUCUGGCUUCUCCAGUUCUGUCUACAUUCGAAGAUGUGAUCUGCAGGAGGAAAAACACAAUGCUGGCAGGAGCUGCAGAUUGGUAUUGAAAAAGACAAAAAACCAAGCAAAACU